This is a messenger RNA of Argiope bruennichi, 647 nucleotides long. RefSeq names its product translocon-associated protein subunit delta-like (gene Tapdelta). Lineage: Eukaryota; Metazoa; Arthropoda; Arachnida; Araneae; Araneidae. The transcript has 6 exons. The record is from RefSeq and is a predicted model, not a curated record. Bases 101 to 613 code for a protein of 170 amino acids. Gene Ontology annotation, cellular component: endoplasmic reticulum; membrane; endomembrane system.
GUUCAAAUUUUAUCUAUUAUCGGUCGGCGUGCAGUUGGAAACGUAAACGUUGUCAUUUUUCCACUUAUUUUGUAUCUUUGCUCCACGUGUAUUAAGUAAAAUGCAUCUUUCUAUAGUUGUAAUUUUCCUGAUUUGCUUAGUUCUUCCUACUCUAGGCGCAAUAUGUCAAAACCCAAAAGUUGAGCAAACUUCAUAUACAACUGUUGAUGGAAUGGUCAUUUCUGAUGUUGCUUUUAUUACAGAAUUCACACUUUCAUGCGAUUCUGGAAAGAAGGAUUAUAUUCUGUUUGCUGAUAAGAAAGGAAAACAACUUCCUGCUCUAAGAUCUGCAGAUAAUACUAAAUACCAGAUAAGUUGGACUGAAAGUGCAGAGUCACUUUCUAGUGGAGAGCAUGGUGUUAAUGUAUAUGAUGAAGCAGGAUAUGUUGCAUUUAAAAAAGCACAGAGGAACAGUGGAGAUACUUCUGAAGUUCCAUCCGCUUUCUUCCUUUCACUGUAUCACAGGGGCACUUAUUAUGGACCAUGGGUAUCAACUGAAUUUAUAGCUGCAACCACUAGCAUUUUGCUAUGGUACAUUGCCUUCUCAGCCAGAUCAAAUCUCAUGUCAUCAUAAAAAAUUUAAUAAUAAAAAGUAUUUUGAUAAUUUA